AUGAAUUACUACAAAUAUAGUCCAUUAAGUCGUCAAUCGUAUAUUAAUGUUAUAAAUGGAAGUGAUGCACCCUCAUACAAUCCACUUUGCAAUCUUUGUGAAUUAUUACACAAACAACAUCGAAAACACAAAAAGUAUAUGAUCAGUAAUAUAUGGAAUUAUUGGAAGGGUCCAGAUGUUUGUAUUGAUAAUUGGGCAGAUAUCUGGUUAAAAGGGAAGCACAUAAAGGCUUAUGAGAAAGUAAAAUGGAAAUAA
Messenger RNA from Meloidogyne enterolobii, 255 nucleotides. The record is from the annotation of a GenBank genome assembly. NCBI's taxonomy places the organism in Eukaryota, Metazoa, Nematoda, Chromadorea, Rhabditida, Meloidogynidae.